Messenger RNA from Vigna umbellata (rice bean), 1925 nucleotides. Its product is annotated as putative carboxylesterase 11. The record is from RefSeq and is a predicted model, not a curated record. Gene Ontology annotation, molecular function: hydrolase activity. NCBI's taxonomy places the organism in Eukaryota, Viridiplantae, Streptophyta, Magnoliopsida, Fabales, Fabaceae.
AAAACACAAGCAGUAGAGCUGCAUGUAUGUAUGUAUAAUGUAUCUAUCCUUUGCAAUCACGAAGGGACCCUUCCCUCUCUCUCUUCUCAACCCGCCAUCGAACUCAACCACCGUCACAUAAUCAUCAAUUUUCUCCCCCCUUAAACCAUAACGCAUCCAAAUAUCGAUCAAAUUCCACAUUUCAAGGUUAAGCAAAACAUACGAAUAGUUUUGGAAGAAUUAGAAAGAAAUUGAGAAAGGAAGAGAGAGUGUUACAGUGGAGGAAGUAGUGGUGAGAAAGAAAUGCCAAGUGUGGCCGUCAAGCUCUACAGCGUGUUCUUCAAGUUCCUCUUGAAGCACCGUUUGCAGAACCGGAUCCAAACCUCUUCCCAACACUCCGACUCAUUCGGUAUUACCACCCGACCCGAAGAAGUUGUAGCCGCCGCUAAUCCCUCCUUCGCCGACGGCGUCGCCACAAAAGACAUCCACAUCGACCCCUUAGCCUCUCUCUCCAUCCGAAUCUUCCUCCCCGAAUCGGCCCUCAACGCUCCCGAGUCUCGUUCCAAACCUAGGACUCGCUCCAUUCCCGAGCCUCAGCCUCGAUCCGCUCACCUCGAUUCAAUCACACGGAGGAAAAGCUAUGGUCCGCCUCUCCUGGAGGAGCGCCGGAGCAACAGCUUCGGAGGGGGCUCCGGCGUGGAGUGUUUGAACCUGAUGACGGAAGGCACGUACCUCGGCUACUCGCCGCCGUCGGUGGCGCAGGGGGAGAGGCGGAGGCUACCUGUUGUCCUGCAGUUCCACGGAGGGGGGUGGGUUAGCGGAGGUAGCGAUUCGGUGGCGAACGAUAUUUUCUGCCGGCGGAUUGCCGAGUUAUGUGAUGUGAUAGUGAUUGCAGUGGGGUACCGGCUGGCGCCGGAAAACCGGUACCCGGCGGCGUUUGAGGACGGCGUGAAGGUGCUGAAUUGGCUGGCGAAGCAGGCAAAUUUGGCCGAAUGUAGCAGGUCGAUGAGUGGUGGGAGGAGUGGUGGGCAUGGUGGUGGUAGUGGUGGUGGGGAGUUCAAGAAAUCGGAUGCUCAUAAGCAUAUUGUUGGUUCCUUUGGGGCUUCUGUGGUUGAGCCUUGGCUGGCUGCUCAUGGUGAUCCUUCAAGAUGUGUUCUUCUUGGAGCAAGUUGUGGUGCCAAUAUUGCAGACUAUGUAGCUCGUAAAGCUGUGGAAGGAGGCAAACUUCUGGACCCUGUCAAGGUGGUAGCACAGGUUCUACUGUAUCCAUUUUUCAUAGGAAGUGUUCCCACACGGUCUGAAAUAAAGUUGGCAAACUCUUACUUUUAUGACAAGGCCAUGUGUAUGCUUGCAUGGAAACUUUUCCUACCUGAGGGGGAAUUUAGUUUGGACCAUCCAUCUGCUAAUCCCCUUGUCCCGGGACGGGGUCCUCCUUUAAAAUUGAUGCCUCCGACAUUGACGGUUGUGGCCGAACAUGACUGGAUGAGGGAUCGUGCCAUUGCAUACUCAGAGGAGCUCCGAAAGGUGAACGUGGAUGCACCUGUUCUUGAGUAUAAGGAUGCGGUACAUGAAUUUGCAACACUUGAUGUCCUUCUCAAAAGCCCUCAGGCCCAGGUUUGUGCUGAAGACAUAGCCAUAUGGAUGAAGAAACAUAUUUCUCUUCGGGGUCAUGAAUUCUCAUAUUGAGUAGGAUAUAGCGGAUUCAGAUGAUGAUUAAGCUAGAAGAUAUUUACCCCACAUGGGAUCUGAGAUAUAUUAUUUGAUUGGUUUUGAUUCUUGAUAAGGUGUUUGAUGCUAAAUGGUUCCAUGUUCACCUGGCCAGUUUAUUAUUUUUUGGUUUGUAAAAUAGAGUUGGCUGAGUAGGAUUAGUUGAGCCACCAAGAUGUAUUGACUCGUACAUACUGCACUGACCAAUCUUGUGCCAUUCUUUCUGUGUAUUAUGAUGU